This is a messenger RNA of Agelaius phoeniceus (red-winged blackbird), 1753 nucleotides long. RefSeq lists its product as uncharacterized. Gene Ontology annotation, biological process: SCF-dependent proteasomal ubiquitin-dependent protein catabolic process. The record is from RefSeq and is a predicted model, not a curated record. Gene Ontology annotation, cellular component: SCF ubiquitin ligase complex. NCBI's taxonomy places the organism in Eukaryota, Metazoa, Chordata, Aves, Passeriformes, Icteridae.
GGCGGGGCCAGGCCCGGGGAGGAGGAUGAGGAGGAAAAGGAGAAGGAGGAGGAGAAAGCAACGCGACGGGACGGGGUUAAUCGGCUCUCGGGAUGCCCCAGCGCCGGGCCGUGCCCACGCUGACCUCGCUGUGCCUGCAGAACCUGGCCCAGCACAUGCAGAGCCUCUGGGCCAAGGACUACAGUGACAAUUACCUGGACGAGUACGACUUCCGCUUCCUCGUGGGGCCCUUCAACGACCUGGCCUGCGGGCUGGUGCAGGAGCUGCUGCGGCUGCUGGGGACGAGCCGGCGGCUGUCGCGGGCAGCGCUGCACCUGCUGCUGCUGCCACACCUGCGCCAGCUCAGCCUGAGAUCCUGCCCUGCCCUGGCCAACAACGCCCUGGGGCACCUCAUCGUGCUGCGCUGCCAGGGUCUGAGCGUGCUGGAGCUGGGCGGCUGCGGGCGGCUCUCGCCGUCCGUGCUGGUGGACCUGGCCGAGGGGCUGCCCCGCCUGAGCCGCCUGGGGCUGGCCCACACCCAGGCCAACCUCCAGGUGCUGUCGGCCGUGGGCUCCUGCUGCCGCCACCUGCGGGAGCUCGAUGUCACCGGCUGCAGGAAGGUGACACCGCGCGCCCUGCGCCACCUGGCCUACGACCCUGCCGAGCGGAUCCCGGGCUGUCCCACGCUCCGGGUGCUGCUGGCCCGCGACCUGGAGCACGCCGGGGAUGGGGACGCGGUGGCUGCCGUGGCCUUCGUGCUGCUGGCCCUGCCGUGCCUGGAGGUGCUGGCACACGGUGCCCUGCCGGAUGCCCUGCGGUUGCUGCACUCGGGGGAGCUGGGUGGCACCGAGGACUCCGAGGGAUUCCCCUCGCUGGAGGAGCUGGCGCGGGGCCGGGAGGCUGCAAAGGAGGGAGCCCCGCUCACGCUGCCCCUGCGGCAGCUGGAGGAGGUGGAGGAGGACGCCCUGAGCACCGUCCACGCCGUGUGUCCCCAGGCCCAGGAGGUCAGCGUGUGGCUUGGGGACAGUCCCGGCUCCUCAGGGCUCCGGGAGCUGCCGGGCUGGCGUCGCCUGUCCCGAGUGACGCUGGGCUGCUCCGGGCGGCACGGCCGGGCGCUGGCAGAGCUGCUGCCCCUGGCACAGGGCCUGGGCACCCGCCUGCGUGCCCUGACCCUGCACGGCUUCACCUGCCGGGACCCUCUCUCGCUGCCCGCCCUCCUCGCCGGCUGCCCCGGCCUGCAGAGCUUCAGCGCCGAGCUGGAAGUGCCACCGGACCCCCGCGCCCACCAGGAGCCCCCCGAGGAGGAGCCCCCCGAGGAGGAGCCCCCCGCCCCGGCGCCACGCUGGGCCACCGACCUGCUGCCCCGGGGGCUGCCCCAGCUCCAGAGCUUCUCGCUGAGCCUGGCCGGGCCCGUUCCAGCCGCACACGGGCCGGUGCUGAGCUCCACGCUGGCCUCGGUGCUGUGCGGGGCCCCGCGGCUGCAGACCCUGCGCCUGCUGGCGCUGCCCUUCCCGCUGGACUCGGUGCUGGAGCCGGCGCUGCCGGGGCUGCCGGAGCUGCGGGAGCUGUCGCUGGCCGGGAGCCGCGUGUCCCCCGGCACCGUGUGGCAGCUGCUGGGCUCCGAGGGGCCCCUGCGGCGCCUGGAGCUGUCCCGCUGCCCCGACAUCCACCGGCGCGACUACGACAGCUUCCUGCAGGAGGUGAGGAAGCAGCGCCUGGAGCUGGACAUCACCUGGGAGUAGCGCCGGGGUUUUUAAUAAAAGCGUCACAGUCA